UUGUACUCCAUUUGGCACGUGGUGAGCUGAAAUCUCCGGCACACCGACUCCAACCCUAACGUAUUUAUACGCAAAUGCAAAGACGGCGAGAGAAAAAGAAACCCCGCACCACACCGUCGCCAAAUGGCGUCGUCGGAGAAGCGGUGCUUAUACGAAGUCCUCGGCCUCAGCCGCGACUGCUCCACCGACGAAAUCCGCUCCGCCUACAGGCGCCUCGCCCUCCAGCGUCACCCGGACAAGCUCGUUAGGAGCGGCCUCCCCGAGGCUGACGCCACCGCGGCCUUCCAGGAGCUCGUCAACGCCUACGAGGUUCUCUCCGACGAGCGCGAGCGCGCCUGGUACGAUUCCCACCGCAAUCAGAUCCUCUUCUCCUCCUCUUCCUCCUCCACGGCCGCGGGCGGCUCCUCGGCCUUCGUGCCCGAUUUGUUUUCCUUCUUCUCCAAUUCGGUCUACUCCGGCUACUCCGACUCGGGGAGGGGGUUUUACAAGGUUUAUAGGGAUCUCUUCGAGAAGAUUUACGCGAAUGAGUUGAAUUUCGCGAAGAAAUUGGGGAUGCCGCUGCCCAGGGAAGCUCCGGUCAUGGGCAAUUUGGAGAGUCCCUAUGUUCAGGUCACAGCAUUUUAUAGUUACUGGUUAGGGUUUACAACAGUACUGGAAUUCUUUUGGGCGGAUCAAUAUGAUGCUAUGGCUGGCCCAAACAGGAAGUCAAGGAGGUUAAUGGAAGAGGAGAACAAGAAGUUGAGGAAAAAAGCGAGAAGGGAGUAUAAUGAAACAGUUCGGGGAUUGGCUGAGUUUGUGAAGAAGAGGGAUAAAAGAGUAAUCGAUAUGCAAAUAAAGAGGAAUGAGGAGAUGGAGAGAAAGAGAGAGGAGGAGAAACAGAGGAAGAAAGAACUGGAGAGACAGAAAGCAGAGAAGGCUAGGAAUUAUGAGGAACCCGAGUGGGCUAAAGUAGAGGAUUUUGAGGAGGAUGAGAGUGAAGACGCCUUGGAGGAAAAGAAAAACGAAUUCUAUUGUGUAGCAUGUAGCAAGAAGUUCAGGAGUGACAAACAAUGGAAGAAUCACGAGCAGUCCAAAAAGCACAAAGAGAAGGUGGCAGAACUGCGGGAAGCAUUCCGUGAAGAGGAUAUGGAAUAUGAAGCAGAAGGGGGCAAAGUGGAAGAGGCUGAUGGAAGUGACAUUGGUUACUUGUCAGCAGAUGAUGGAAUGAGUAAAUUACAGGAGCAGUUUGAGGGAGGGCUUGGUAUUCAAGAAGACUAUAGUGAUGAUGGACAGAAUGAGUUCAGUGAAGCAGUGGAGUUCGAGGAUCCUAAAGACUUCAGUGGAAGGAAUGGAGUGGCCGAAGGAAUGGGACCAGAGGUAAAAGAUGAUGACGACAAUGAUGAUGGUGAUGAGGCGAGUAUCUUUGAAUCUAUGUUGUCAGGGCGUAGGAGUAGGAACAAAGCAAGAAAUCAGCCUAGGUCUCCGGCUACCAAAACUCAGAUGGAGUCUGAUGGUGACGAAUUGGAUUUCAUGGAGUAUAAUGACACAAAGGGUUCACGAAGUAACAGGGGACGCAGGAGGCGAAGAGGUAGAAGACAAGAAGAAGCAGAACUAGCGAAACCUAGCACUGCGGAGAGAAAAGAUAGGGCUGAGGAAGAUGAAGAGUGUGAUGAUGAUGCUGCGGAGUCAGUUUCCCAACCUUUACGAGAAUCUGAGACUAUCAGGACAACAGAUGAUGUAAGGGAAAAGGUUCAUAAGCAUGCAGAGCAAGCUGUAAACAAGAAAUUUACAGCAAAGAAAGAAAAUGCUUCCAAGUCGAAGGUUGCAUCCAAAGGAAGUAAACAGAAGGUUUCAAAAAGAGGUCCUGACAACAUAUGUGAGAAGUGUGGAGAAGAAUUUGAAUCCAAGAAUAAACUUCACAAACAUUUGGGAGAAACUGGUCAUGCCUCACUAAAACGUUAACGUAUGAUUAUCGAGCAGUCAUUUUCUAUUGCUGGAAUGAAGCUGCAGAAUAUUGCUCUUGCUCAAAGGCAUGGCCCUAAUAUUUGGUAUUCAUUUGUGCAUACGAGAAGCCAAUGAGAAGGUACUUAUCUCAAUUUGUGCAAUGCAAACUGGAGCCUUUGGAAGGUAAGAGCUUCAGUUUCUGAAUUUCUGCAGUUGCGAGAAAAUUCCAUGGACUGGAACUUAGUUGUAAGUAGUUUAAUAGGAAAAAUACUUUCAUCAUUGAUUCAUGAAACUUGGAUUUUUGUCAUAUAAACAUAGGGUCCCUAAUCCCUAUUGCAUCUAUAGUUACUUGUUAGUAUACGAACUAAUUUCUUAAUGAAGAUUUUCUCUA
Salvia miltiorrhiza (redroot sage) is the source of this 2314-nucleotide messenger RNA. RefSeq names its product DNAJ protein JJJ1 homolog. The record is from RefSeq and is a predicted model, not a curated record. Lineage: Eukaryota; Viridiplantae; Streptophyta; Magnoliopsida; Lamiales; Lamiaceae. The transcript is spliced from 4 exons. The coding region runs from base 124 to 1941 and encodes 605 amino acids. Gene Ontology annotation, molecular function: zinc ion binding; nucleic acid binding.